Oryctolagus cuniculus (rabbit) is the source of this 2138-nucleotide messenger RNA. RefSeq names its product serpin family A member 3 (gene SERPINA3). The record is from RefSeq and is a predicted model, not a curated record. Gene Ontology annotation, molecular function: serine-type endopeptidase inhibitor activity. NCBI's taxonomy places the organism in Eukaryota, Metazoa, Chordata, Mammalia, Lagomorpha, Leporidae.
CAGAGCCCUCGGCUGUUCCCGACAACAUUUCCUAAGCAAGGGGCGGGGUUCCCUGCCAGGACAAAUAAGUGCUGGCCUUCGGGCAAAGCCAGCACUCCGGGCGGGCGCCUCCGGAACCUCCCAGUGCCUCCUCGGCUUUACCAGCAGGGUUGAGAGCGGCGAGGAUGUCAACUCUCCUGGCGCUGGCGCUGGUGGUAGCGGGGCUCUGCCCUGCUGUCCUCUGCCACCCCGCGGGCACAGCUGGCCAGGAGACCCGGGGCCAGGAGCUCUCGGAGGAUGGGCGGCGGCUUGCAGGGCUCGUCUCCAGCAACGCCCACUUCGCCUGCAGCCUGUACAAGCAGCUCGCUUCGACGAUGCCCCACAAGAACCUCAUCUUCUCCCCGCUGAGCCUCUCCACGGCCCUGGCCUUCCUGUCCCUGGGAGCCCGCAACUCCACGCUCACCGAGCUGCUUGAAGGCCUCAAGUUCAACCUCACCGAGACGCCGGAGAUGGAAAUCCACUGGGGCUUCCAGCAGCUCCUGAGCGCCCUCCGCCAGCCGCGCGCGCAGCUGCAGCUGAGCCUGGGCAACGCACUGUUCGUCCGCGAGUCGCUGGAGAUGCUGGCGACCUUUGCCGAGGGCGCGGAGAAGCUGUACGGCUCGGCCGCCAUCGCCACCGACUUCCAGGACCCCGCCGCCGCCGAGAGACUCAUCAACAGCUACGUGGAGAAGGAAACCCAGGGCAAAAUCGUGGACCUCAUCCAGGGCCUCGACCCGCAGACCGCGAUGGUCCUGGUGAAUUACAUCUUCUUCAAAGCCAAGUGGGAGAAGCCCUUUGACCCCCGCGAUACCAUCAAGUCCAGGUUCCAGCUGGAAAAGGGCAAAUGGGUGCCGGUUCCCAUGAUGACCAUGGAGGACUUUGCCACACCCUACUUCCGGGACCAGGAGCUGUCCUGCACCGUGGUGCAACUCAACUACCUGGGCAAUGCCAGCGCGUUCUUCAUCCUCCCCGACGAGGGCAAAAUGGAGGAGGUGGAAGCCAAGCUGUCCCCGGAGACCCUGAGCAGGUGGAGAAGCUCAGUGCAGGCGAAGUGGAUUGACGAGCUGCACCUGCCCAAGUUCUCCAUCUCCAGCGACUUGAACCUGAAAGACCUCCUUUCCGAGCUGGGCAUCAGAGAAGUCUUCACCACGCACGCCGACCUGUCCGGGGUCAUGGGGGUCAAGAACCUGGCGGUCUCCCAGGUGGUCCACAAGGCUGUGCUGGACGUAGCCGAGAAGGGCACUGAAGCGGCGGCCGCCACCGGCGUCAAAAUUUCACUCUUGUCCGGGAAACUGGGCCCAGUGACCGCGGUGCAUUUUAACAGGCCUUUCCUGACGGUCAUCACCCCCAGCAACACAGCGAGCGUCCUCUUUCUGAGCAAAGUCGUCGACCCCACACAAGCCUAGGGCUCCUGCUGGACGUCGGGGGGCUUGGGCCCUCGGUGCGGCCGGACCUCCGAGCCCUGCGCCUCCGUGGGAAGGGGACAGUGACCGCCAGCGUGGCGCCCAGCGCCCAGGGAGCCCGUGCACUGCAGUGUCCUGAGAGCAGUAAACUCUCCCUGGAUGGACACGUCCCUGUGCCUUCGCACACGGACGGCCCUGCUGCUGCUGUGCCCUGACACCCACCCUGCCUGCCCCCCAGGCGUCAGCCGCCUGGCCAGGCUCACUGGACCCCAGCCCCAGGCCUGGGCAGGGGCCCAUCUGUCCCCAGGCUCGUUCCUGCCCUGGAGCUACCUGGUCCCCUGCCACAGUUUCACACUUCCCCUCCCCCAGAGCCCCUGCUCUGCCACCUGCUAGCCCUGACCCUGUGACACGGCUCCUGCCCCCUGGCAUCCCGUAUCCACCCGGUUCGAGUCCCGGCUGCUCUGCUUCCGAUUCAGCUCCCUGCUUAUGCCCCUGGGAAAGCAGCAGAAGGUCACCAAGUGCUUGGGCCCCUGCACCCACGUGGGAGACCUGGAUGGAGUUCCGGGCUCUUGGCUUUGGUGGGGCCCAGCCCCAGCCCUGACAGCCAUCUGGGGAGCGAACCAGAGGAUGGAAGACCUCUCUGUCUCCUCCCCCUACCCGAUCUGUGUCAGUAUGCCUUUCCAAUAAAUAAGUCAAUGUCUAAACAGAAAAGGAAAA